Zychaea mexicana is the source of this 1242-nucleotide messenger RNA. RefSeq names its product glycoside hydrolase superfamily. Gene Ontology annotation, cellular component: extracellular region. The transcript has 9 exons. Bases 127 to 1221 code for a protein of 364 amino acids. Gene Ontology annotation, molecular function: chitin binding; oligosaccharide binding. The record is from RefSeq and is a predicted model, not a curated record. Gene Ontology annotation, biological process: carbohydrate metabolic process. Lineage: Eukaryota; Fungi; Mucoromycota; Mucoromycetes; Mucorales; Lichtheimiaceae.
AAAAGCUCUGCGGUAAAGAGAAUCAACCGACUUUAUGCACUUUGUCACACCUUGAAUUUCUGAAUUCCAUUUCAGGCUCUCUUGUUCACGUCCCUACAUAACUACACACAUAUAUUCGAGAAGAAUAUGCCAACAUUCUAUUAUGCAUUGCUGCUGGCAGCAUUGUGUUUGCUCCACAUGGUGAUUGCUCAUGAUGCACAUCAACAACAAGCUGCUUUCGGUCUAGAGCAGCAAAGUGAAACUCCGGAAUCUGUCCUUCGUAAGCAUGAUCAAGUAGACGAGGCAACAGCACACGAAAAAACAUUCAAAGGAGGCGACACGUUGGCGUACGUUACGCCCUGGAAUAACCGCGGCUAUGAUAUUGUCAAAGAAUUCAAAGGCAAAUUCGACUACGUAUCUCCAGUCUGGUAUUACAUCGAAGCGCAUGAAUUUAUGCUUAUUGGUGAACAUGACGUUGAUGAAAAUUGGAUAAAAGAAGUACGGGAUGGCGGUGGUGCCAAGAUUGUACCUCGGUUCCAGUUUCGUAACUGGGAAUUUCAGGAUUACCAGUCGUUUGUCUCAAAUGCUGAGGAGGAGGCUUCCAAGGUUGUUGAUAUUAUCAUGAAUCAAGUCAGAAAAUAUGGAUUCGACGGUAUUGUGCUUGAAUGCGGCUAUCCGACAUUUUUCCCGGUCUUUGUCCAACAAUUGUCAACAGCCCUUCAUGCAUCCGGCAAGCAGUUCAUUAUCGUCCUCCCACCACUUCGAUCUGAAGAACAGAAAAAGUAUCUGAAUGCAGACAUAUUCGCUUCACUGGCACGCGUUAUCGAUCGAUUUAGCAUCAUGACCUAUGAUUAUUCCAGUCAUAUUCCAUCCGGAGGACCCUCUGCACCUAUCGAUUGGAUUAUCGACAACAUUGAACAACUGACCAACGAUGAAAACAGACAUCAGUUAUUAGUCGGAUUAAACAUGUAUGCCAUUGUGUAUCACGAAACGUCAAUGCCACAACCUCUGGUGCUCAAGGACGUUAUUGAAAAGUUUGAGGACUGGAUCGAGGAAGAUGAACCAUUCGAUUGGGACCGUGAAGCUGAAGAGCACCACGUCAAGGAUAUGGAUGGAUCCACUAUUUGGCUACCAACACUUCGUUCUAUUCGCAAUCGGGUCCAUCUUGCCGAAGAUUAUGGGGUCGGGCUAGCAUUAUGGGAGGUUGGACAAGGCUUGGAUUACUUUUACAACCUUUUGUAGUAAAGGGGAUUUGAUCUGAAG